Messenger RNA from Chaetura pelagica (chimney swift), 552 nucleotides. RefSeq names its product suppressor APC domain containing 2 (gene SAPCD2). The record is from RefSeq and is a predicted model, not a curated record. The transcript is spliced from 5 exons. The coding region runs from base 1 to 552 and encodes 183 amino acids. NCBI's taxonomy places the organism in Eukaryota, Metazoa, Chordata, Aves, Apodiformes, Apodidae.
AUGGUCUCUGGGGAGCCAGCAGCAUCCAGGGACAAGGAUGGUAGUGAUGCUAAGGCUGCUGGGCAGUUCCAGACAGAUGGCUGCCAUCCAGGGGCUGGGGACACUCGGAGGCAUCAGAGGGGACGUGCAGAACACCGUAGACACACCAUCACCAAUGGCAUGGACUUCAGCAUGCUGAAGCACAUGAAAGAGCUGGAACAGGAGAAGGAUUUCCUGCUGCAGGGUCUGGAGCUCAUAGAGCAUGCCCGGGAGUGGUACCAACAGCACAUCCAGUUCAUGCAGGAGCGCCAGAGGCUCCUGGGGAGAAACAAAACCAGUGCUGAAUUCCUCUCUGAGGGUGGCCAGAGCCACGUGGGGUGCCUGGUCCCCAAGCUGCAGGAGGUGAACCGCUGCCUGGGUGACCUCCUUUCCACCGCCAGCAAGGAGGUGACCGACAAGAGCGAACGCAUCACCCAGUUGGAGCAGGAGAAAUCUGCCCUGAUCAAGCAGCUCUUUGAGGCUCAUGCCCGCAAUAACCAUGAAACAAACCAGCUGGACUCCACCUUCAUCUAG